Molecule: messenger RNA, 1312 nt
Organism: Aspergillus versicolor CBS 583.65
Lineage: Eukaryota; Fungi; Ascomycota; Eurotiomycetes; Eurotiales; Aspergillaceae
Product: DUF453 domain protein
Exons: 1
Coding region: 15-1187 (390 amino acids)
Source: RefSeq, a predicted model, not a curated record
CACAAUACCUCACAAUGCUUCGGCGCGCAGUCCCAAGGUCAUUAAAGGACCCUAAGAUCUGGAAGCGCUGCGCAUCCAGCACAAGCGGGAGCCAGAACUCGCUCUCAGCAGCAUACUACCGCGGGGGCACAUCCCGCGCAGUGUUCUUCAACCAACAAGAUCUCCCCCACAACCGCUCGCAAUGGGAUCCCAUUUUCCGAGGCGUGAUCGGCAGUCCUGAUCCAUAUGGUCGCCAGCUAGACGGUCUCGGUGGCGGAAUAUCCAGUCUAUCCAAAGUCUGCGUUGUCGGGGCCUCAACACAUCCCGACGCAGACGUGGACUACACAUUCGCUGCGCUGGGCGUCAAGAACACGGACGUCGACUACUCCAGUAACUGCGGGAACAUGGUCAGCGCAGUUGGUCCUUACGCGGUUGAUACGGGACUCUUCAGAGCCGGCAAGGAUGCCAAAUCUGCGCUCGUGCGCAUCCACAACACCAAUACCGGCAAAAUCAUUAAUGCGACGUUCCCCGUUGUUAACGGCGAGGCUGCUGCAGGCGGGGAUCUAGCGAUUGACGGAGUCGCUGGGAGCGGCGCGCCCAUUCAGCUCGACUUUGUGGACCCGGCUGGUUCGAGGACGGGGAAGCUUCUCCCUACAGGUAUUCUGAAGGAUACAUUCGACGGCGUUGAAGCAACCUGCAUCGAUGUUGCCAAUCCCUGUGUUUUCGUCAAGGCCGAGGAUCUCGGUGUAUCUGGUACAUUGACACCAGAUGAGAUCACGAAUACACCUGGUCUUCUUCAGCGUUUGGAUUCCAUUCGACGCCAGGCAGGCGCGAGUAUGGGUCUUGCCUCUACGCCGGAGGGUGUUCCAGGUAGUGUUCCAAAGAUUGGAAUCGUAUCGACGCCACAGAAAGAGAGUGAAGAUGGGUUUAAAGUGGAUCUGGUGGUUCGGGCCCUCUCGGUGGGCCAGCCGCACAAGGCGGUUCCGAUUACCGUUGCCUUGGCCCUGGCUACGGCGGCGCGUUUGCAGGGGAGUACAGUGGCAGACGUUACGAACUCGCAAGCCGUUGAUCCUGCGGGAAUUACCAUUGGGCAUGCGAGUGGGAGUGUUCUUGUUGGGGCUACGUUCGGGGCGGACGGGGGGUUGGAUUACGCGACCGUGUUUCGCACGGCGAGGCGGUUGUUUGAGGGGAGGAUAUUCUGGAAAUAAGAUGAAUUGGUUAUGAGAGCUAGCUAGAAAUGUAUAUAUUAUUUUUUACCCGCCAUUGGAAACAAAACAACUUCUAUAAAGUGUAUAGUACAAACAUCAUAUUCCCUUGGCCAUCAAGUUGAGCG